CGACAUAAAGUCUCUAAAUCGAAUAUAAACUUAAAGGAUUUUGCGUAUCAUGAAAAUGAAAAGUCUGUUAAUAUUAAAAAACGUUUCGUUUGUGGUAGUAUUGUAUGUAUUCUCAAUGCUGAUAAGUGCAAUCGAGUCAGUGCCACAUCCAAAACAAACAGAACAACAUGCAAUUUCAGCUAGAGAAUCAUAUGACUUGAACAUUGGUGCCGGUGUCGAAAAUGAAAAGGAUGAUUUGCAAGCCUCCUCCUCGUUUGGUUAUGGCUACUAUUCGUAUCCAUAUUUAGGUGGUGGCUACUAUGGUGGACAUUAUCCUUCCUAUGGUGGCAUUUAUGGAUUAGGUUAUCCCUAUUAUGGUGGCUACUAUGGCGGUUAUCCUGGUUUCCAUGGUCAUUACUGGUAGACAGGCAGACAAAAAUAAAUGAGUGUGAAUAAGCAUAAAAUGAACGGUACUCUUUAAGAUAAUUCAUA
Anastrepha ludens (Mexican fruit fly) is the source of this 471-nucleotide messenger RNA. Its product is annotated as sulfur globule protein CV2. The coding region runs from base 50 to 403 and encodes 117 amino acids. NCBI's taxonomy places the organism in Eukaryota, Metazoa, Arthropoda, Insecta, Diptera, Tephritidae. The transcript has 2 exons. The record is from RefSeq and is a predicted model, not a curated record.